AUGGUCUUCUACACCAUCGUCAUUCUCCUCGGCACCACCGGGAACUCUGUGGUCAUCUGGGUGGCUGGUUUCCACAUGAAAUCCAACGUCACUAAAGUAUGGUUGGUCAACCUCGCAGUAGCAGAUUUGAUUUUCUGCUUGACACGAAUUUCUUCACUCAUCUCUAAAGUCUUCUUUGAUUACUGGCCUUUUGGAGUCUUUCUCUGCAAGUUCAAUGGUUUCAUUAAAUAUGCCAACAUGUUCUGCAGUGUUUUUCUUCUGGCUGUCAUCAGUGUGGAUCGAGCGCUUUGCAUAUGGCAUCCAUUUUUCACCAGGGAACGACGGACAGUAUGUGCUGCUCGUGUGGUCAGUGUGGGAGUUUGGAUCGUGGCUGUGAUCUUUAGUUCUCCAUACUUUGUUUACCGGCAGGUCUUUCCUGGCAAGAACAACUUAAGCCACUGCUCACUGAAGGUGAAUGGGUCAUCCGAGACUGGCAUUUCAACAAAGUAUGUCUACUACUUCAUUCGUUUCAUCUGUGGAUUCCUGUUGCCCUUUCUGAUCAUCUUUAUCUGCUACACACUGGCUGCUAUUGGGAUCCGCAGAUCAAGGCUCUCCAGAAAAGCAAAGCCUCUUCGCAUUCUUGCUGUUUUGGUCUGUGCCUUUUUCCUAUGCUGGGCUCCAUAUCACUUUCUAGGGCUGGUCAAAUUGGUGAAUAAAGACAAUGAGGUGGUAAAAAUAGGAUGGAAUAUGGCUUCAAACUUAGCCUAUUUCAACAGCUGCAUUAACCCAAUAUUGUACUUCUUCAUGGGACUGGAUGUUAGUCGACGAUGCAACCAAAGUUUGUCUGGGAUUUUUCGCAGAGCACUUAUGGAGGAAGGCCAAAGUCUAUCCCAGCAAGGUCAAAGAGUGUUUGUGCUGGUGCAAGUUCACAAGUUCCCCUUCAGAUUGGGAACUUCGACGUGUCUAGGAGAGACACUAAUGGGAGUGCAUAGAACGGCCAAUCACUCUGAAGAGUAA
Messenger RNA from Danio rerio (zebrafish), 996 nucleotides. Lineage: Eukaryota; Metazoa; Chordata; Actinopteri; Cypriniformes; Danionidae. The record is from RefSeq and is a predicted model, not a curated record.